AUGUCCAACUACGGCUCAUCGAACCAGGCGACGACCCGCCAGGGUUCCGGCAGUGGCGGCGGUGGCAGUUCAGUGUUUUACAACGCGUCAGUGUCGUAUUCGACUUCCAGCUCCACCUCCAGCUCCGGUUCCAGGUCGACCGGCGGCGACCCACAGACCCGGAGUCACGCGCAGCGCUACACCGAGACCAUGACCAGCAACGACCGCGACGGCACCAACAUCCGGCGCGUGUCCGAGGAGACGGGCAGGCCACCCCGGAGCGAGGAGACGUACAUCCCGCUGCGCGGGGGGAGGGUGGGGGCCAGUGAUGAUCGCGGGAGGAUCGAGGAUGUCACCGACGCUGACCCCGAUGACGACGACCAGGCGGCGAGGGAUCGUGAGUACGAGGAGAGAAUGGAGGACGAGUACGCCAAGAGAGAAGGAGGCGCUUGA
Messenger RNA from Fonsecaea erecta, 432 nucleotides. RefSeq lists its product as hypothetical. Lineage: Eukaryota; Fungi; Ascomycota; Eurotiomycetes; Chaetothyriales; Herpotrichiellaceae. The transcript has a single exon. The record is from RefSeq and is a predicted model, not a curated record. Bases 1 to 432 code for a protein of 143 amino acids.